Prunus armeniaca (apricot) is the source of this 975-nucleotide messenger RNA. The record is from the annotation of a GenBank genome assembly. NCBI's taxonomy places the organism in Eukaryota, Viridiplantae, Streptophyta, Magnoliopsida, Rosales, Rosaceae.
AUGAGCCAUCUCUCUUGGAAUUGUCGAGGCUUGGGGCGUGCUCUGACAGUCCAAAAACUACGGGAGCUUAUCCGCUCUCAUGCCCCCUCUAUGGUUUUUCUUAUGGAGACUAAACAGAACAACCAUAGAGUGUCUAUGCUCAGGAGACAAUUAGGAUUUUUCAAGGGUUUCUGUGUUGACCUCGUGGGUCUUGCGGGUGGUUUGACUCUCUGGUGGAGACCAGAGGUUGAUGUCGAAAUUCUUGCCUCUAAUAAGAAUUUAAUUGAUACUAUUGUGAAGAAUAGGGACGAUGGUACUCAUUAUCGGUUCUCUUGGAUAUAUGGCCCUUCGUAUCGGGAGGAGAAACUUAUUUUUUGGGCAAAUUUGGCCAAUUUCGCACUGGUUAAUUCUCCCCCUUGGCUCUAUAUUGGGGACCUCAAUGAGAUUCUGGGAAACGACGAGAAGGAAGGUGGCAAUUCGUGGCCUUGGUGUCGCACCCGUUUUUUGCGUUCUUUUAUGGACACUAAUGGCUUACUGGACCUCAGAUCCACUAGCAAAUUUUUCACAUGGGAAAAUAGACAGGAUGGUGCCUCCCUGGUUAUAUUAAAAUUGGAUCGAUGGCUUAUCAACGCUCCGUGGCUUUACAUGUGGCUGGACUCUUGCGUUCAUGUUGAGCCUAGGAUUGGCUCUGACCACUCUCCUUUCGUGCUUCAUUUCGCUCCCAGAGUCAGGAGGAGAAGGAAGAAUUUCAAGUUCGAAGCAUACUGGGCUGACAAUCCUGAGUGCGAUUCGAUUAUUCAAAAGGGAUGGAACUGUGACCAAAAUGGGGACUCUUUAUCUACUCUGUCGGCUAACCUUGGAGGUUGCAGGAUCUGGAGGCCCUUCAGUCUGGUGAGCAUGAAGAUAACUUUCGACACCAGGAAGCUGCUAUUUGGAAUGAACUGUCCUGUUUGUGGAGUAGAGAGGAAACCUAUUGGAAACAGCGUUCUCGUGUAA